This is a messenger RNA of Emys orbicularis (European pond turtle), 1767 nucleotides long. Its product is annotated as zinc finger protein 436-like. Lineage: Eukaryota; Metazoa; Chordata; Testudines; Emydidae. The transcript is spliced from 7 exons. The coding region runs from base 1 to 1767 and encodes 588 amino acids. Gene Ontology annotation, molecular function: RNA polymerase II cis-regulatory region sequence-specific DNA binding; DNA-binding transcription factor activity, RNA polymerase II-specific. Gene Ontology annotation, biological process: regulation of transcription by RNA polymerase II. The record is from RefSeq and is a predicted model, not a curated record.
AUGCCGGUGACCUUCGAGGAGGUGGCUGUGUAUUUUACCCAGGGGCAGGGGGCUCUCCUGGACCCCGCUCAGAGAGCCCUCUACAGGGACGUCAUGCAGGAGAACUACGAGACAGUGACCUCGCUGGGAUUCCCCUUUCCCCAACCUGAGCUGAUCGCCCGGCUGGAACGAGGGGAAGAGCCGUGGGUGCCCGAUCUCCAGGCCUGCAAGGAAAGAAGGCUUCCGAGAUGCACCCAUACAGGAGAGAGACCCCACAAGUGCUUGGACUGUGGGAAAAGUUUCAUACAAGCGUCAGACCUUGUUAGACAUCAGGCAAUCCACACAGGAGAGAAACCCCACAAGUGCUUGGACUGUGGAAAAAGUUUCAUACAAGGGUCAGACCUUGUUAAACAUCAGGCAUUACACACAGGAGAAAGACCACACAAGUGCUUGGACUGUGGGAAAAGUUUCACACAGAGGUCAAACCUACUUCAUCAUCAGGCAUUACACACAGGAGAGAGACCACAUAAGUGCCUGGACUGUGGGAAAAGUUUCACACAGAGGUCACACCUAAUUCAUCAUCAGGCAGUCCACACCCGAGAGAGACCCCACAAGUGCUUGGACUGUGGGAAAAGUUUCAUAAGAAGGUCACACCUACUUUGUCAUCAGGCAUUACACACAGGAGAGAGACCCCACAAGUGCUUGGACUGUGGGAAAACUUUCAUACAGAGGUCAGACCUUGUUAAACAUCAGGCAUUACACACAGGAGAAAGACCGCACAAGUGCCUGGACUGUGGGAAAAGUUUCAUAAGAAGGUCAGACCUUGUUCAACAUCAGGCUAUCCACACAGGAGAGAAACCCCACAAGUGCUUGGACUGUGGGAAAAGUUUCACACACAGGUCAAACCUACUUCAUCAUCAGGCAUUACAUACAGGAGAGAGACCACACAAGUGCCUGGACUGUGGGAAAAGUUUCAUACAGAGGUCACACCUUGUUCAACAUCAGGCUAUCCACACAGGAGAGAAACCCCACAAGUGCUUGGACUGUGGGAAAAGUUUCACACAGAGGUCACACCUUGUUCAACAUCAGGCUAUCCACACAGGAGAGAAACCCCACAAGUGCUUGGACUGUGGGAAAAGUUUCACACACAGGUCAAACCUACUUCAUCAUGAGGCAUUACACACAGGAGAGAGACCACACAAGUGCUUGGACUGUGGGAAAAGUUUCAUACAGAGGUCACACCUAAUUCAUCAUCAGGCAAUCCACACAGGAGAGAGACCCCACAAGUGCUUGGACUGUGGGAAAAGUUUCACACAGAGGUCAAACUUACUUCGUCAUCAGGCAUUACACACAGCUGAGGAAUCACUUCCAUGUUUCGCUCCAGAUCGUCCUGUCUUCCAGGAGACGGGGAAAGGGAAUGGCUGUGAUGGAGCCAGCUCAGCGGGAUUGUGGCUGGAGCAGCAGGUGCUGAGUGAGGGACUCUUGGUGUUUCAGAUGCCGGUGACCUUCGAGGAGGUGGCUAUUUAUUUCACCAAAGGGCAGGGGGCUCUGCUUGACCCCGCUCAGAGAGCCCUCUACAGGGACGUGAUGCAGGAGAACUACGAGACGGUGACCUCGCUGGAUCUAAGUUCUCCUGUUUCAAAACUCCAGGCGCUACCCGUUCACUCUCUCCAUUUCUUCCUCUGCCUUUAUUCAUUCCGUGACCUCUCCAACCCCGGCCACAGCUGCGGGGAGAGUAUCCAGGACCCUCUGUUUUCCACUGUCCUAACUGUGUACGCCACUCAAUGA